Artibeus jamaicensis (Jamaican fruit-eating bat) is the source of this 1672-nucleotide messenger RNA. RefSeq names its product solute carrier family 39 member 11 (gene SLC39A11). Lineage: Eukaryota; Metazoa; Chordata; Mammalia; Chiroptera; Phyllostomidae. Gene Ontology annotation, molecular function: zinc ion transmembrane transporter activity. The transcript is spliced from 10 exons. Gene Ontology annotation, biological process: zinc ion transmembrane transport. The coding region runs from base 127 to 1152 and encodes 341 amino acids. The record is from RefSeq and is a predicted model, not a curated record. Gene Ontology annotation, cellular component: membrane.
UGAAGAAAGGGUCGAAUGAUUUGGGGGGACGAUCAGCAGCCAGGUGAAGGACCUCCGGCCGCGUCCCCUAGGCAAAGGAACUCCUAGAGUAGCGGCAGUUUCCUCCCAAAUGCAGCCGUAUCCAGCAUGCUCCAAGGCUACAGCACUGUGUUCCAGGCCUUGCUGGGGACCUUCUUCACCUGGGGAAUGACGGCAGCUGGGGCGGCUCUCGUGUUCGUGUUCUCUAGUGGACAGAGGCGGAUCUUAGAUGGAAGUCUUGGCUUUGCUGCAGGGGUCAUGUUAGCAGCCUCCUACUGGUCCCUCCUGGCCCCCGCGGUUGAGAUGGCCAUGUCCUCUGGGGGCUUUGGUGCCUUUGCCUUCUUCCCUGUGGCUGUUGGCUUCACCCUCGGAGCUGCAUUCGUCUACGUGGCCGACCUCCUGAUGCCUCAGCUGGGUGCGGCAGAAGACCCCCAGAUGGCCCUGGCACUGAACUUGGACCCUGCGUUGAUGAAGAAGUCUGAUGCUGAGGGUCCCAGUCUGCUCUUCCCUGAGAGUGAACUUUCCAUCCGGAUAGGUAGAGCUGGGCUUCUUUCAGACAAAAGUGAGAAUGGUGAGGCAUACCAGAGGAGGAAGGUGGUGGCCACCGGCCUUCCAGAGGGCCCUGCUGUCCCCAUGCCUUCUCCAGGGAACCUGGCUCCUCGCAGUGACAGCAGCUGGAGGAGGAUCGCGCUGCUCAUCUUGGCCAUCACCAUACACAACAUCCCAGAGGGGCUUGCCGUCGGAGUGGGGUUUGGAGCUGUAGAAAAGACGGCGUCCGCCACCUUUGAGAGUGCCAGGAACUUAGCCAUUGGAAUUGGGAUCCAGAAUUUCCCAGAGGGCCUUGCUGUCAGCCUCCCCUUGCGAGGAGCUGGCUUCUCCACCUGGAGAGCCUUCUGGUACGGGCAGCUGAGCGGCAUGGUGGAGCCUCUGGCUGGCCUCUUCGGGGCCUUCGCCGUGGUUCUGGCUGAGCCCAUCCUGCCCUACGCUCUGGCCUUUGCUGCGGGCGCCAUGGUCUAUGUGGUCAUGGACGACAUCAUCCCCGAAGCUCAGAUCAGUGGCAACGGGAAGCUGGCGUCCUGGGCCUCCAUCCUAGGGUUCGUGGUGAUGAUGUCACUGGAUGUUGGCCUGGGCUAGUGCUGAGGUGCUGGAACCCCAGGAAAGGCCGCACGAGGACGCGGCGAUGCUUGGCCGCCAUGGGGUCACGGCCCCUCUUCCCACACGACAUUUUACUUUUUCUCCUGUUCAUCUCCUUGUCCCGAUUGACUGAUUACAUGACAAUUUUUACUUUUUUUAAAAGGGAGACAUAGGUUUUAUUUUUGGACUUCCAAGGUGUCACUGGAACAACAGAAUUUGGGCCACUGGAUGGAGUCUCGCUCCAGUGGGAUUACGGUCCUGGGAAACCUCUGGGACCUUCAGUCUCCCUUGCCAGACGCAAUGGCAACCCCCCGAGGUCACCUGCAGAAGCAAGCUACCCCAGAGAAGUCUCCACAUUUCUGCCUCGCGGCUCAGGGCCGAAUGGUCAGGACAACUCUUGUCUGUCCCUCCUGACCUGGAACUGGAGCAUCAUGGACAAAGCCACCUACUGCUCUCCCAGGUCCCACCAGCCCCAGGAGGGGUAUACCUUCCUCUGCCUUCCUGAGGGAGACGCCGGGGG